This is a messenger RNA of Sceloporus undulatus (fence lizard), 6654 nucleotides long. RefSeq names its product leucine zipper and EF-hand containing transmembrane protein 1 (gene LETM1). Gene Ontology annotation, molecular function: calcium ion binding; ribosome binding. The record is from RefSeq and is a predicted model, not a curated record. Gene Ontology annotation, cellular component: mitochondrial inner membrane. Gene Ontology annotation, biological process: intracellular monoatomic cation homeostasis. The coding region runs from base 93 to 2423 and encodes 776 amino acids. The transcript is spliced from 14 exons. Lineage: Eukaryota; Metazoa; Chordata; Lepidosauria; Squamata; Phrynosomatidae.
UCCGUCCCAUCAAGCCGCGGGAGGGGCGCUGGUACUUUUCCUGCUUCCCGGCGCCGCCAGCCGAGGCUUUUCUCUCUGCCUCUCGCCCCGGAAUGGCCUUCGUCCUCCUGAAGCGCUGCGGGCCCAGAAGGGCCUCCGGACUCCCUCGGCGCCUGCAGCAGCAGCAGAGGGAAGCCGAGGCUGGUCAUGUGGAAAACCAUGCUUGUUUUAGCUGUACAUCCCUGAGGCUAAUAAAUCAUACACCUGCGCAUUUUAAAUAUUGCACUAGCAUCUCCCCUGUUUACAUUUGCUCUGCAAGGAAUGGCUACAUUUGGUCUGAAGGACCAGAAGAAAGGAACUUUACAGCACUAAGAUCACUUGAUUUGUGGUCACUGUCCCCUCAUAGGGGCAUUGUGAAUUCUCCCCUGAUUUGGGGGUGUCAUUAUCUUCCAGUACGGAAGUGGCAUUCUUCACAACGUAGUUAUGAUGACUCUAUGAUAGAAAAAUCCCUGAAGUCUCUGAAGGAUAAAAAUAAGAAAUUGGAGGAAGGAGGCCCUGUAUAUAGUCCAACAGUGGAAGAAAAUAUAGUCAGAAAAUCACUUGGACAGAGGAUUGUUGAUGAACUAAAGCAUUAUUACCAUGGUUUUCGGUUGUUAUGGAUUGAUACAAAGAUUGCUGCAAGGAUGCUCUGGCGAAUUCUUCAUGGCAACACAUUAUCUCGUCGAGAACGGAGACAGUUCCUUCGUAUAUGUGCUGACCUUUUCCGAUUGGUCCCUUUCCUUGUCUUUAUUGUUGUUCCAUUCAUGGAAUUCCUGCUUCCGGUAGCCUUAAAAUUGUUCCCUGGUAUGCUUCCUUCAACAUUUGAGACAAAGUCUAAGAAGGAAGAGAGGUUGAAGAAAGAACUAAGAUUGAAGCUUGAAGUGGCUAAAUUUCUUCAAGAUACUAUAGAAGAGAUAGCCUUAAAAAAUAAAGCAGCCAAAGGAAAUGCGACUAAAGACUUUUCAACCUUCUUUCAAAAGAUCCGUGAAACUGGUGAAAGACCAAGCAAUGAAGAAAUAUUACGAUUCUCUAAACUGUUUGAAGAUGAACUAACCCUUGAUAAUCUCACAAGACCCCAGCUAGUUGCUCUCUGUAAACUGCUAGAACUUCAGUCAAUUGGGACCAAUAACUUUCUUCGCUUCCAGCUGAUAAUGAAGUUGAGAUCUAUCAGAGCAGAUGAUAAACUGAUUUCUGAGGAGGGUGUGGAUAGCUUGACAGUUAAAGAGCUACAAGCAGCCUGUCGAGCAAGAGGUAUGAGAGCACUUGGUGUAACAGAAGAACGUUUAAAGGAUCAACUUAAGCAGUGGUUAGAUUUGCAUCUGAAUCAAGAAAUCCCAACGUCACUCCUUAUUUUGUCCAGAGCUAUGUACCUUCCAGAUACUCUUUCACCAGCCGACCAGCUUACAACAACUCUGCAAAUACUACCUGAAAGUGUGGCCAAAGAAGCCCAGGUGAAAGCAGCAGAAGUGGAAGGAGAAAAAGUUGACAAUAAAGCUAGACUGGAAGCAACCCUUCAAGAAGAAGAAGCUAUUAAGAAAGAAAACCAAGAAAAGGAAUUGGAAAGGCUUUCAGAUGCAGCUGAAAAAGCCAAAGAGACCCUUCAAGUUGCUGAGAGGAAAGAGGUGGAGUCCACACUAGAUCUUGAUGCUUCUGCUGUGCAUAUUCAAAAAAGCCAAAUAGCUCUUGAUGCUGAACAAGAACUGGCAAAAGUGGAUUUAACGCUGCACUCCGAGACACUGAAAGAUACAGCUCCAGUAUUGGAAGGCAUUAAGGGUGAAGAAAUAACCAAAGAAGAGAUUGACUUGUUAAAUGAUGCUUGUACUAAACUGAAGGAACAGAAAAAAUCCUUAACAAAGGAAAAGGAAGAACUUGAGGAGCUCAAAGAUGAUGUGCAGGAAUACAGUGAGGAUUUGCAAGAGAUCAAAGAACUGUGUAAGACUGGACAAGAGGAAGUAGUUGAAGAAUCUAAAGCCAGCAAGAGACUCACUAAAAGAGUGAACCGAAUGAUUGGACAGAUUGACAAAAUUAUUCAGGAGUUAGAGACAGACCAAAAAGUGGUGGAUGGACAAUUGGACAGUGGUGCAAGUCCUCCUAUUGGGUUGUGUUUCCCAUUUAGGGAGAAUCUCAUCAGCAUCAGUGAGCUUAUUAAUGUGAUGAAACAGAUUCAGCAGAUACCAGAAAGCAAACUGAAUAGGCUUGCAGAAGCAUUGGAUGAAAAUAAAGAUGGAAAAAUAGAUAUUGAUGAUGUUGUGAAGGUGGUUGAACUGAUUGACAAAGAAGAUAUUGAUAUUUCUACUAACCAAGUAGCAGAGAUUAUGUCACUGUUGCAAAAGGAAGAAAAGCUAGAAGAAAAAGAGAAGACUAAAGAAAAAGCUGAGAAGGAAGCUUUAGAAGUGAAGAAUUAGUUUUUAGUCUAUUCCAAGGUUAAGUGGCAUGUAUUGUAUACCUUGUCCAGCACAUACUUUUAUGAGAGGAUAAACAUCAGUCAUCUCUUGGCAAAUCAGAAAGAAUCUCUAAUGAAACAAGUCAACUAUCAUUCCGUUACAGUUUUGAGCUUUUCAGGAUUUUUUUUUCUUGUGGAAUCAGGCACACACUUUCAUAUCUUGUGGUGAUUCACUCCACUUCUGAAUGUAAAUUAGAAAUUUUUCUUGCAAUAUUCAAGGAGUAAGGAACUUUCUUUUAAAUAAUAUUAUGUUUACUUGGCAUGAAUGUUAUUCUCUUCUACUUGUAAAGGCAUAAAAAGCUGUACACGAGUUCCAGUAUAACCCCCCCCCAAAAAAAAAGAUUUCUGAAGUCCCAUCUAAAAACUAUUGUCCAUUAAGUAUCCAGAGGAGUAUGUGUGCUCAUUCUGAAAGUGCCAUGGCUGCUCUACUAUAUCAUGUAAUCUUGACUAAUAAUUUUGAAACUUUCAUGUCCAGUAUUUUUCACACACCCAAAACAUCUCAUCCAGUAUGUUCAUGACUAGCUUUUCCAGUUACUCAGCAGUACAUACCUUUAGAAAAGAAGAUGGAAAAGGAGAUGAAAUAAUACCCAGGAAAUUAAUUCCUUGCAUUCUUCUCCUCACCUAUACUUUAACUGCCCCUCUCCCCCCAUUGGCAAUAGAAUUUCUUGUAAAGAACACUGUCACUUUAACAAUCACUACAUAAUCAGUAGUCUUACCAUAAUCUGUAGUCCUCCCUCUUUCUACAGUCCUCUCUUCCUUUGUUGGGGAGGUGGCCUUUUUGGCAGACGCAGUAAUCCACUUUUUAAACAAAACCAGGUAGCUUUAUUAUUAGCAAAGACAUAAUUUGCUUCUCUUUUUUUGCUAAAUCUCAAAUACAGUUCAGUGUAAUGAGUAUAUAUGUAUUUGGCUGAAUUUGGAACUGAAAUGUUAGUAUGUAAUAGGAACCCAGAGACAGUGGGAUACAUUACCAUUUUCACAGGAUGCAUGCUAUGGACCACAAUGAUUACUGAAUUGCAUUUAUGAUAUGUGCUACUAUGAAAAAUGAGCAAAAGGGAUCACAACUGUGUUGUCUCCAUGUACUUGUACAAUUUGGAUUAAAGAGUAUAGCUUGCAAUGGGUAGCAUGGCACAUGACAAUGUUAUUUCAGUAGCACUUCAUGAAUUGUCAGUUUGCUGUGACUAGGUGCAUAUUUGUGAAGUGGAUAUUUGUGCACAAGGCAUUUCUUCAGUUUUAUGAAGGCUGUUGAACAGCACAUUUCCACUUAAAUCCAGUGUCAGAUUUUAGGUUUCUAUCUUUGGAUAUCACUGUCUUGGCUGAACAGGUUUUGCAUGAGUAAGACAUUGGAGCGGCUAUGUGGUAUUUGUUCUGUGUCUGUAUGCAUUAUUUAUGAUUAACUUGAAAUCAGAAAUUAAAGAUAUCAGCAAGUUAUUCACAAUGUAAUCUAUGGACUUUUCAGGGUCCUUUUUAAAUUAGCAUUGGUUAGUAUGAAACAACAACAGUACUCUCUAUUGAGAUGUGAGUUGCUGGGUUUGAUUUUAGAAUGGUUUUGUCCAAACACAAUAAACCACCACCCAGAUUUGGUUUUGCCAUGCAUCUAAAAACAAUUAAUAAUAAUAAUUUUAAUCUCUGUUCUGAGCAAAGAGACCCUGUUAUAAUCAUAAUGUUGUAAUAAUAUACUAGAUCUUGGAAGCCUUUCUACUCCAACUUGCUCACUUCCCUCAUCCCAAACUAGCAUUAAUGGUGAGAAUUUGCAAUAGGAAGGGAAAGCCUCAUUGUGGGCCCUUCAGUAAGACCACUGAUUUGGCCAUGGGAAGAAAGAGAUACAUCAUUCACACAUCUGUCUGGCCAGGUUUUGAUAAGCAAAGGGAAGGAGUAGUUGCAUCUCGGAGGAGUGCUGCUUUAACAGAACAGUCGUCACUUCGGAUUCUCUGACUUCCCGUUUGUGGUCUUGAAUUUCUGUGACGAGAAGCCAGGAGGGACAAAAUAGUACAUGUGGGAGCGCACAGCCAUUGUUUUCAAUGAGGGCUUGAAUAUUUGUGGUUUUCCGAUUUGCGGGUGUGUGUGUCUAGAAUGGAUCCCCUGCGAAUCGGGAGGGACAAUUUUUUCUUCAUUUAGGCUUAUGAUACAGAAGGGGCAUACAUACAUGUGGCCAUCUGUCAGGAAUGCUUCGAUUAUAUAUUGGACUGGAUGGUCAUUGUGGUUUCUUUCAACUGAUUUUAUAGGAGUGCAAAUUUUAUAGGAUUGCAAUCUUGUCUAUUGCAAGAUUUACAACACAAAGUACACUAGAUACUAAACAUAUUUUGUUCUUCUUUAAAAAUACAAACAUUUUCUUAUGAACAAGCAUUUGAGUUUGUUUUUAAGCACAAAAGUACAGUAUAUCCCAUGAUUCAGAAUCAGAUGCAGCAGAGCAAAUCAGCCUGUGAGACUGCUGUAUCCACACCUGAGACAUUCAAACUGUCAUUUGCAGGUGAUGAUUUUCCAGUGAGACCUUACUUUCUGUUCAGCUAACAGCAGUAUAACGUUCUUGGUUACAAUUACAUUUAGGGAUGGCAAUGAUGUGAUUGUUCUCAGUAGUUUGUAUUGCACAUAUGGUCAGAGGGCAGCUGGUUUCAUAGAAUUAUAGAAUAAUAGUCAGAAGAGACCACAAGGCCCUCAAUUCCAACCCCCUGCCAUGCUUGAACUUAAGGAAGUUUGCUCCUCCACUGGUCAUGACUGAUCACCAUGGGUAAGAAUAGGGGGGAAAUCCUCUUCUCCACCCCCUCCCACUUCUGAAGUCUACUUUUCCUGUUGUGCACAGUUGUGGUAUGAAACGCUAGGGUUGAUUAAUAUAUGCUCCUGCUUUGUAGUGGAAUAGAGCAGGGAUAGUCAACUGACAGUGAACAAGAAAUUGUUUAUAAAGUGUUUUAUCUGUAGCUUCCUUCCCUUUCCAUUCUAAUCAAGUGGGUUUUGCCCAGCUCUGAAGAAACAGAAAAUCCUUUGAGGGAGUGAGGAAUUAACCACAUUCUAAUUUUCAGUAAAUGCUUGGAGAAGGGCAACAGUAUUAUAUGGGGUAAUUGUCUAAGAAAGCUUAUGUUGCAAGCUCUUUGAUAAAUUUUCAAUUUCACAUAGAUUAUGUCUUGGUGACUAUAAUGGGGCUAAAGCACAAUUAAUUUAAUCAGAUCAGACCAUUAAUCCCUCUAAAUCAGUACUGCUAAGACUGAUUAGUAGCAGCUCUCCAGGGUUUCAGGUGGGAGACUUUCCUAGCCUUCCUUGGAGAUGCUGGGAAUGGAACCUGGGACAUUUGGCACACAUAGCAUGUGCUCUACCACAGAAGCAUGCCCCCUUGCAAGUUCAGGAUAAUUAAGGUGUGAGGGUAGUUACCAGGUGUAGGGCUCUUUGCCUGAAACCUAGAAGUAAUUAGUUAAGAUAACUACUUGCAUAUUUUAUCCAAGAAUGAAAAUAUAACUACAUUGCAAUUAUAGCUUAACUGGGAAUAAUUGCACUCCUUUUAUGAUAUGACUGUUACUUUUAGUUACUUCACUGGUUGAAGUGUGUGGCUUCACUAAAUGAUGGAGGAAGACUAUCACAUGGUUCAAGUAUUAGCUCAUGGUAUGGCUUAUGCUGCCGCCUUUUGUUUGUAGGUGUUGAGACAAUGAUAAGGUGGAUGGAAGGAGAGAUUAUUCUAUUCUAAGGGCCAAUACUGUUCAGAUGCUUGAGAUAAAUUGAAUUGCUGUUUAAAACGACAACUAGAAAAGCAACAAACUAUUUAGGGGUGUUGGAAUUACAAUUGUAAUUCAUUUUUAAAAGUAGCCUUCUGGGGUCUACUUUUGUACUGACCUCAGAUCAACAUCUGUACAUUCCCAGAAGCAAAGGAAAGUUUAUUUGCCCAGAUUGCUUAUUUCUAUUAUAUUGGAGCACUAGAGCACUCUCUGUUAUACUUGAGUUCCCACUUAUGAAUGGGGGUGUAAUUAUGUUGGUUGUUCCAAAUACAGGAGGCCCAUUGAAGCAAUUGCUGAAUAAUAACAAUAAUAAGCCAACACUUAUGCAAAUACCAUUGAUUCAGUGGGUUUACUCUAGUUUAUGAGUGAUUGAGAGAUUGUUUCAUUUUCCAAGUCUGCCGACUUUAAAUUUCUAUUCCCCACAGAAUAAUUCAUAGUCAUAGUAUCUAUUCCUGUAUAUUGCUUUGCAUCCAAUUUUAAAAUAAAUCUUUUUUU